CCGCUACAGGGUCGCGUAAUUGAUGACGUCAUCCGCAUGCGUCCAGCGCGCUAUAUUUCAUUUUUGGCGCCGAAAGAUAGUGGCUGGGAGUAAAAUGGCGAUAAAAGCGUUGGAGAUCCGCUAUGUCCUACUUGAAUGGACUGAGGGUGAGGAUAGAGGGGCCCAUAGUAUUUUGCCGCUCGACUGUGUCCGGAAUUUUUCAGUUACAGAUUUUUUUGAAAGGACUGAUAAAACCGAGAAGCUGGUGGAAUGGCGAAAAGGCCGCCAACCCUGGCCGGUGCACCGAGCCAGAAUUAUUGACGUGGCAAAACUUGAAAAAACUCUCCAAAUUAAACUGAUGGAGAUGGAGAAAGAGGGCACACAAUGGCAAAUAAAACGUCCUCACAUCCCAAACUCAAAGUACAGUGAGCAGCAGGGGCAGACUGAGAAGGCUUCAAAGAAAAAGGUUGACAAUAAAAAGGGAGGGGCUUCCAAAUACAAGCACCAGGAGGGUGAGAAGCAGGAGGAGGGUCAUGACAGACUUUCAAAGAAUAAGAUUGACGUGAAAAAGAGAUGGUCUUCUAAAUACAACCACGAGGAAGAGGAGGAGAAGGCGGAGGAGGAGGAGGAGGAGGAUGAUGAGGCGCGUCAUGACAGACCUUCAAAGAACAAGCGGGCCAGCGAAGAGGAGGAGUGUAUUGGGGAUAAAGAGGACAUAGUACCACCCUCUAAGAAAAAGAAAUCCCUCAAAUGAAAAGUGACCUCGCCAUUAUUGCUCAAAAGACUGGAAGGACUCCUGUGGAGGAUCUUGAUUCCUCCUUCUCGACUUUUGGAGAAGUGCAACCG
Molecule: messenger RNA, 825 nt
Organism: Tachysurus vachellii
Lineage: Eukaryota; Metazoa; Chordata; Actinopteri; Siluriformes; Bagridae
Product: ABC transporter F family member 4-like
Exons: 7
Coding region: 23-733 (236 amino acids)
Source: RefSeq, a predicted model, not a curated record